AUCCGCCCUUUCACUUUUCUGCACUGUACUUAACGUCCUACCGGUACAGUGCCGGCACGUUUGUUCCCUGAAGAGAAACAUCACGAAUUGCAUCCCCUUACCCAUUUGCCCUCUCUCUACCGUCAAUUCUGCUAUCGUCACCGCAAACAGAGUAUAGGUUUGACCUCUUCCUGCCCUUUGACCCGCGAUCACGCUUGCCCACUUACGCGUCACAGUGGAGUGGUAAACCCAAGGACCCACCAUCCACGCCCACCCACACAACCCUUUCCUUCCUCUCUCCCUUCCCUCCCCUCCCUUCCCUCCUCCCUUCCCUUCCUCCCUUCCCUUCCCUUCCUCCCCUCCCUCCCUUCCUCCCCUCCUUCCCUUCCCUUCCCCCCCUCCCUCCCCCUUCCUUCCUCCCUUCCCUUCCCUUCCUCUCUUCCUCCCUUCCUCUCUUCUUCCCUCCCUUCCCUCCUUCCCCUCUCCAUAUCAACUCUCCCUCUCUCUCCCUCUCUCCCCACAUCUUCAUAACACCUCCAUCCUUCGUCACUCAACCUCUUCCGCACACACAAACUUUACUCAUACAAGUGAGUUAGUCUCCUCCCUUCAUCCAAUUCUUUCUUAAUCGUUCUCUGUUUCCACUGCCCUUUCGUUGCUUUUUACCCAUUAUUGCUGUUGUCAACUGCCUUGUUUGUCGCCUUGACUUUAAAAUAUUCACUUCUCCCGCAUCAUUUCAUCAACCAGUCCUCAAACUAACAGCCGAAGAGCAAAACAAAAAAAGAACAACCCAAUGGCUACUCAUACGGAAGGUGUAAGUUUUCAUCCGUUUGACUUUCCCUCAUUUUAUUUUUAUUAUUGCCCCUCCUAACCACCUGUAACAGGACCUUCCGAAACGCCCCGCCUUUGGCACCAAGGGGAGACCAGCACUUAUCGCCGUGAACUCCUAUGCCGUCUCGAAGUUCCCCACUCUCGCCAUCAACCAGUAUGAUGUAAGUUGGCCAUUGUAUCUGCUCUCUUGUUUUAUUUUUUAGCUUUUAGAGGUGUUAAGUUUGGGCUAGGUCACAAUUGGUUCUGGUAGUGAAAAGCGGGCAUUGAUCAAGAAAAUUUGGUUCUCGGAUAAACUGCAAUCGCAGUUUGGUUCCGCGAAGAAUACUGUAUUGUUUGAUGGUGGGGAACUCUCCCCGAUGAUUCACAUGUAAGGUGGUUUGCUAACCCACAUGUAGGCAAUAAAUUGGCUUGGUCCGUGACAUUGUUUCCAUUUGGAGACCGUCUUGUUACUACUAUCGACCUUGAUGAAGGUAAAUUUGUCCGAAUCUCCAUUUUCCCUUUGUGGUCAACCGCUGAUUAUUCUUUUUUCCUUCCAGGCGAUGGCCCCCCAGAGGGACGAGGUGGCAGACCCCCUAGGGAUAACAAACAUCGUGUCGUUAUUCAAAAAUCAGGCAGGGUCCCACUUCAGGUCGUUGAGGCCUUCGUUAAGGGAGAUUAUCGUAUGGACAAUGAGGUCCUUGUCGGCAUUAACUUUCUUGACCAUCUCAUGCGGGAGACUCCUAGCAAACAUUUUAUCACAAUUAAGCGUUCCUUCUUCCAGUCGUCUGGGAGGUCCCCGAUGGAACGCGGUGUCGAAGCGUGGAAAGGGAUUUUUCAGUCUGUGCGUGCGACCCAAGGUGGCCGCCUUACUAUCAACGUCGAUGUUGCAACGACUGUAUUUUGGAGUCAAGGCACCGUGUUGGACAUUGCAUGCCGUAUGACUCUGAAUGGUAGCAUCCCGCUCUUUUGAUUUGUGCCAAUUUUGAUCGAUACUAAUACUUUUUUAUAAUAGGCUCUCCUGAGGAUCUUCAAUCGAGGAUUGUUAAGGAGCAAGGUAAAGGCCCGACAUCCCGCGAUUUGCGCCGUCUCAAGCGGGUCUCUUUCUUCUGCACCCAUCGUAAGCGCGAUACCGAAGUCCGCAAGAAGGUUUAUACCAUCGAGGGAUUUGAUCAGAGUGCGGUUGACUACACAUUUGAUCUGAAGCGUCAUAAUGCUGAUGGAGGCGUUACCACCGAACGCAUUACUGCUAAUGAUUACUUUGUGAGGCAGUACAAUUUGAGGCUGAGGUAUCCCCAGCUUCCCUUGGUCAAGACCCGGAAGAAGGGCGAAGUGUUUCCAAUGGAAUUGUGCCACAUUCAGGAGGUAGGGUUCCUUUUAUCUGUGGCGAGUUGGAUUUUGCCGACCCGGAUUAACGCCACCUCUAGGGCCAACGUUAUCCGUUUAAACUUGAUGAGCGUCAAACUGCAGAGAUGAUCAAAUUUACUGUUCAGGUACUUUAUCCAGGGAUCACUCUACUUUGAACGGUCAUCGUGCUGACAUUCCUGGUAUAGCGCCCGACUAUUCGCAUGGAACAGAUAAAGUCCAAUGUGGCCCAGUUGAAUUGGAACAAAGAUCCUGUUCUUGCAAAAUACGGUAUGGAAAUUGAUACCAAUAUGAUCAAGGUUUGUCUAAAUCUCACUCGCAUUUCUCGAAGCCGUUAUUCUGACUUAGCCUUAGUCCAAGGGUCGUAUUUUGGGCGCUCCUAAGAUUUGCUACGGUGACGGUUCGACCGAUCGUGUGUUUACUCCACGUGACGGCAAGUGGGACCUUCGCGGGAAGAAGUUUGCCAAAAUUGGCGCCCAACUAAAGGGUUGGGGUUUCAUGAUCUUCGCACCCCAGAGGAUUUGCGAUGAGCUCACAGUGAAAAACUUUAUCCGGCAGCUGAUCUCGGUCUACAUCGGCCAUGGUGGGCAAGUUCAAAACAAGGAGCCGAUAAUCAUGUACGCGGACCCGAAGAAGUCCAUCGGGACUAACAUUUUUGAGCUUUACAAGAAGGCUGGGAAUCAAGUCCAGGCCAAGCCCCAGAUGUUGUUUUUCGUUCUGAGUGCCAAAUCGCCCCAGCCAUACAAUGAGAUUAAGGCGUUCUGUGAACUCAAUAUUGGCGUUGUUUCUCAAUGUGUGUUGUCCCCCCUUCUCUGUCGGCUCCGCUAACACCUUUGGAAAUAGGCCUUCAAUCGAGACAUGUGGGUCAGGCAAAGCCACAGUAUUGCUCUAAUGUUUGCAUGAAGGUUAACGCUAAACUUGGCGGCACAACUUGCUUUCUUGACAAGAGCGAUCACCCUCUCUUUGGGAAGGAGGCGAGUAUCAUUGUGGGCGCUGAUGUUUCCCACCCGGCCCCGGGGAUUGCCAAGGCGUCGUUCGCGUCUAUGGUUGGGUCAACCGAUAGUAUGCUCCUCUCUAUUGCUUGGAAAGUAUCUUGGUACGUUUUAUCUAAUCGCUCUUUGUGGUUUAGUGCAAGGGAGUCGUUUCGCGGCUAUUUGCAACACUAAUGGCCUUCGCACUGAGUGCAUCACCACCCCGAAUAUGGUCAAGUUCAUGUGUACCCUUUUGCGCGCCUUUAGGCAGGAGACCACUAAGAUACCUAUGCGUAUCUUCUACUUCCGCGAUGGCGUUAGUGAGGGCCAGUACCAACAGAUUAUUGACGAGGAAUUGCGCGAUAUGAGGGAGGCAUGCAAGAUUUUGCAGGCCGAUUAUAACCCCAAAAUUACCGUCACGAUUUGCUCUAAACGUCAUCACACACGCUUUUUCCCAGUCGACCGCAACGCGCAAGAUAGGAACGGCAAUUGUCUCCCAGGGACGAUUAUUGAACGCGAUGUUACCCAUCCAACAGAAUAUGAUUUCUGUGGGUUCUCCUGUGUCACUGUUGCCUUUUAAGGGCGCACUUUUGCUAAUGUAUAGUAGAUCUGGCGGCUCACAAUGCCAUCCAAGGGACUGCGCGCCCGGUUCAUUAUCAUGUCAUCCAUGAUGAAAACAACAUGCCGGUUGAUAUGUUCCAAGCAUUGGUAUACAAUUCUUGCUACACGUACAUUCGUGCCAGUAACUCCGUGUCGUUGAGUAUGUCAAAUCCUCUCCUCCUUUUUUUGUCUUCGAGACUAUUAUUCACAAUCUCCUAGUCCCGGCUGUCUAUUACGCCCAUCUGGCGUCUUCCCGGGCUCGUGCCCAUGAAGUUACCGAUGAAGGCAAUACAGUCAUGACCUCCACUUCCGGUGAGAAGAGGGACCCAGCCGAUGUGGCUGAGAUCAGGCCCCUCCAUGAUACCAUUAAGCAUGCCAUGUGGUAUGUUUAAGAGGCCAUGUCAUCAUGUAGCAUUGAUCGGGAUUCUAAGUUUCGUUCCUAUCUUUCUUUCCACGUAUGUUUGGAUUUUCUUUGGGGCGCAACGUUUAGUUUUCAGAUGGCGAUCUUGGCUUUUUCCUGUACUCCUAAAAUAAAAAAAUAAAAACCCGGUGAAA
Tuber aestivum (summer truffle) is the source of this 4274-nucleotide messenger RNA. The record is from the annotation of a GenBank genome assembly. NCBI's taxonomy places the organism in Eukaryota, Fungi, Ascomycota, Pezizomycetes, Pezizales, Tuberaceae.